Messenger RNA from Dentiscutata erythropus, 1242 nucleotides. The record is from the annotation of a GenBank genome assembly. Lineage: Eukaryota; Fungi; Glomeromycota; Glomeromycetes; Diversisporales; Gigasporaceae.
AUGCAAGAACAGAUAAAAUAUUUUAAAAGUAUUAGAUCUGUUCGUGAACGUUCAAAUAAAGUUUACGAAAAAGCAAAAACAAAUUCUCUGAAUCAUUUUCAAGUAGAUUUCUCGAAACUUCAAGAAGUGGUAACUCAAGUACUAGCAUCAAUUAAACGAGAUUAUAAACAAAUCAGCGAUAUUCCACCGCACAGUCGUUGGCGCCAUUUUGACGUUGGAGGACAUACUCGUGUUCAAACACUUAUAAAUGAAUGGAAAUCUGAAUGUGAUAAAUUGGAAAUAACUCGUAGACUUUUAGAUUUAUUCGUAAUUUCUGUUUUAUUAGAUGCUGGCGCCGGAAAUGUGUGGUCCUAUAAAGAACAAAAAACUGGGUAUAUUUAUAAUCGAUCCGAAGGAUUAGCAAUAGCAUCAUUAGAUAUUUUUAAAUCUGGGACCUUUUCAUCUUUAGAUUCUCAGCCGCAUCAAGUUGAUGAGGGACUUGAAGGGCGUGCUAAUUUACUUAGUCGUUUAGGUCAUGCUUUGAAAAGUCACUCUGUAUAUUUCAAAAGUAAAGAUAAUUCGCCACCAAGACCUGGUAACCUCUUAGAUUAUAUACUGUCAAAUUCUACUACCAAUGAAAUUGGAACUUUUGUAAAGCUUGAUACGCUGUGGUCGGUUAUAAUUUAUGGAUUUUCGGAUAUUUGGCCACCAACAAGAACUUCUCUAGAAGGUGUACCAUUAGGAGAUGUUUGGCCAUGUGAAGUGCUUAAAUCACCAAACGCUAAUCCAGGUUCCACAGAUCAUUUCGUACCAUUUCAUAAACUUUCUCAAUGGCUUACAUAUUCUCUUAUUGAACCAAUGAAAAAGAUAUUAGGAAUUACAUUUGAAGGAGUUGAACAAAUGACCGGAUUACCAGAGUAUCGAAACGGUGGUUUAUUUGUAGAUACUGGUGUACUAACUCUGAAACAAUCGGAUGUUGAACGUGGUAUAAAAUAUUACAAACAAAAUUUUUUGCCAUCUGGUGUUCAAUCCGAAAUAGAAAUUGUACCAAUGUUUGAAGUUGAUGACUCAGUAGUAAUUGAAUGGCGUGCCAUGACGAUUAUUUUGAUGGAUAAAGUUGGAGAUGAGGUUAGAAAUACACUCGGAUUAUCAAAGGAGCCACUUUCUUUAACUUGGAAGGCCGGUCGCGAAAUUGCAGCUUCUUUGCGUCCUAUUAGUCGUGGACCACCAAUCGCUAUUAAGUCUGAUGGAACGGUUUUUUAA